AGCCUCGUUCUUCGCGUUCUGCUCGGCUUCGCCUCAGAAGAGCUGAGUCGAGCGAGCGAGAACGGACGGCGAGGGGGUGUCGCCUGCUCCGGAAUUUCCCGCUUCCUGGGUAUUGAGGGCUCGGCGGCGAUGGAGGCGGAGAUGCGGCGGUGCCUGCUGGCCUCCCUCCUGCCGCUGCUCUCGUUGCUGCUGCCUCCGCCGGGCGCCUCGGCUUUCGCCGCUGCCUUAGACAGCGACUUCACUUUCACCCUGCCCGCCGGCCGUAAGGAGUGCUUCUUCCAGACCAUGCAGAAGGAGGCCUCUCUGGAGAUCGAGUAUCAGGUUCUCGAUGGAGCAGGUUUAGAUAUCGAUUUCCAUCUAUUAUCACCAAAAGGUGAAGCACUAGUUUUUGAACAGAAAAAAUCGGAUGGAGUCCAUACGGUGGAAACAGAGGAUGGUGACUAUAUGUUCUGCUUUGAUAACACAUUCAGCACUCUGUCAGAUAAGGUGAUUUUCUUUGAACUGAUAUUGGAUAACAUGGGAGAUGAAGAGGAGGACUGGAAGAAUUAUAUCAUUGGCACAGAUCUUUUGGAUAUGAAGCUAGAAGAUAUUCUGGAAUCUGUCAACAGUGUGAAAUCCAGGCUAAGCAAAAGUAUCCAUAUUCAGACCCUGCUCAAAGCAUUUGAAGCUCGUGAUAGAAACAUACAAGAAAGCAACUUUGACAGGGUAAACUUCUGGUCCAUGGUCAACCUGGCAAUAAUGGUGGUGGUGUCAGCUGUUCAAGUUUACAUGCUGAGGAGUCUUUUUGAAGAUAAAAGGAAAACUAGAACUUAACAUCAGUGUCUUAACAGCAUUAAACAGGGGGAAAUGCAAUACACUACUAAAGAAAAAGGAGAUCAAUGUUUCUUCCCAGCUUGUUUUGAAUGAACAGUUUUUAACAUUCGUAUGUGACUUUUUAGUAUGAGCAGAAUGUUUUUCUUUGCUCCAAUAAAUUGCAAUAACUUGGUUUAUUAAGAUGGUGGAUAACUUAAAACUUGCCUGAAUCUCCUUAGCCAUCUAUACUGCACAAUUUUUUUGCAACAAAUUCAGAUUUUAUAUUUACCAAUAUUUGAUACUAUGUCUUAAUGACUGCUAGCCUAAAGGUAAUAUUUUAAAAAGAAAAAAGAUUCACGAAGUGUGAAUUGAAUUGUGUAUUCAGUGAGUCCUGCCUUGGAUAUGUCAGUUAAAUGGAAUAUUCGCUACAGCAAACUCUGCUGUUAUUUAGACAGUGUUUUUAAUGGGUGUAAGUGAAGACUCUUGUGCCUUAUUUGUACUAAUUAACAAACUUAUUCAACAAAAAUUAACUGGCAUCUAAAAUAUAUAUUGCUUCCAAAUUC
Molecule: messenger RNA, 1355 nt
Organism: Zootoca vivipara (common lizard)
Lineage: Eukaryota; Metazoa; Chordata; Lepidosauria; Squamata; Lacertidae
Gene: TMED5
Product: transmembrane p24 trafficking protein 5
Source: RefSeq, a predicted model, not a curated record